GCCCCUGGCUACAUACAAAAUGGUGCAACGAGCCUCCCAUCGCCUGGCGCAGCGCCUCUCCUGCCCAACCAAGGCCGUAUCAUCCAGACCGGACCCAUACGGAUUCUUUGCGUUGCAGACGUUCGAGGAAACCUGCGAUCGCUCAACGAACUUGCAAGACAGGCCCGGGCUGACCACAUCAUUCACACUGGCGACUUCGGAUUCUACGACCAUACGUCCCUGGAACGAAUUGUGGAGAAGACAUUGAAGCAUGUGGCACAGUAUUCGCCCCUGAUUUCUGAACCGGUCAAGAAGGCUAUUCAGCAGGGCGGAUCUGGCCCCGUGAAAUCUAGAUUCUCUCCGAGCGAGCUCCCCCUCUCCGAACUUCCUCUGCUCCUUAAUGGAGAGCUGAAACUGGAUGUGCCAGUAUACACCGUCUGGGGCGCCUGUGAAGAUGUCCGCGUUCUUGAAAAGUUCAGAUCAUCCGAGUACAAAGUCCACAACCUUCACAUCAUCGACGAAGCUCGUUCCAUGUUACUCGAAGUUGGUGGUGUAAAACUGAGACUCCUGGGCCUGGGUGGCGCUGUGGUAAUGCACAAACUGUUUGACAAUGGAGAGGGCCGUACUACCAUAGCGGGAGGACAGGGUACGAUGUGGACAACUCUAUUGCAAAUGGGAGAGCUAGUUGACACUGCUCAUCGUGUCUAUGACCCCACCGAGACUCGAGUCUUUAUCACGCACGCCUCUCCGGCUCGCGAGGGUAUAUUGAACCAGCUCUCUGUUACCUUGAAAGCGGACUUUUCCAUCUCAGCCGGACUCCACUUCAGAUAUGGAAGUUCCUACAACGAAUUCAGUGUCAACCCUACGCUAGACCAUUAUCGUGGCAAGCUUGCUGCCUCAAAGGCUUCCUUCAAUGACGUCUGGGAAACUGUCAGGGGAGAAGUUGAACCUGCCAUCCAGCAGAACGAGGCGCAGCAAAAUCUCCUGAAGAAUGCUCUGCAAAUUGUGGAAAAGAUGCCCUCGACGGCUGCUGGUGGAAAUCCUUUUGGGGGUCCGGUCCCGGGCUCGGGUGGUCUUGGUGCAGUUGACGAAAGCGCUUUUAAAAAUAUGUGGAAUUUCAACCUUGCUGACGCUGCUUUUGGCUAUUUGGUACUUGAAAUUCAAGAUGGAAGAAUUGGAACUGAGAUGCGCGCCCAGGGAUUUAACUUCUCCCACCGAGGAGCUAAACAGCAGUCGUCUACGGCACCCCCAGGAACUGCCGCCGCUGCCGCCGUUCCUCCAGCAAGCGCAGCCUCUUCUGCUACCCCUACUGCACCCCCGGCCGCCAAACAAUCUCCACCAACUCAACAACCAAAGGCUACCCCAGCUGCCCCUAUUCCCACGAUACCGAACCGAUCAACCCCACAGCCCACCGCAGGCAACGCUGCUAACAAAGAGGCUGAGAAGACAGCCGCUCCGACAAAUGGAUCGGCACAUGUCCCUGAACCAGCCACCUCGCCAGCCCCAAAGACGUCGGCAUCUGAUAUCAUUGGUCUGUUUAUUAUGAAUGUCAACACGGAAGAUCAGUGCCGCGAUCUAUUUGACGAGGCUGACAAGCCUAAAAUUCUCAAGAUUGAGAAAUGGGGUGGCUCAAACAAGGUUGUUCAAUUCAAAACAGUUGAAGACCGCGAUGGGGCCAUGGGAAGGCUGCCAGAAGCGGUCAAGACACGAACUCAGGAAGAUCGAUCAAAGCCACUUGUCAAGAUCUUCCUUCAUCGAGAGAGCAAGCCUUUCAACAGCCGCGGCAAUGCUGGAACCUGGGGAGGUAGCGGGCGAGGCGGGUCUACCACCAGUGGCUAUCGCAGCGCUGGUGGGACUAGCGACUCGGAAAGCAACCGACGAGGUGGCCGUGGGGGUCGAGGAGCUCGGGGUGGUGAGCGAGGACGUGGUUCUCGUGGACGAGGAGGCAUAAAGGGAGAUGCUGGUGUAUCUCCCGCAGCAGCACCUUCUACCCCUAGU
Messenger RNA from Trichoderma atroviride IMI 206040, 1977 nucleotides. RefSeq lists its product as uncharacterized. Lineage: Eukaryota; Fungi; Ascomycota; Sordariomycetes; Hypocreales; Hypocreaceae. The record is from RefSeq and is a predicted model, not a curated record. Gene Ontology annotation, molecular function: hydrolase activity.